Messenger RNA from Cylicocyclus nassatus, 3195 nucleotides. Lineage: Eukaryota; Metazoa; Nematoda; Chromadorea; Rhabditida; Strongylidae. The record is from the annotation of a GenBank genome assembly.
AUGGUAUCCCGCAAUCUCUCUAACAUACAAAAAGUGCACUCAAUCCGAACGGCUGCACUCAAUUGUGUGUGUGGACAUUUCAACCGUCGGUGUUCGCUUCGACUCACGGAUAAUGUCGCAUGCCUGAUCGCUGGUAUUGCAAAAGCGCCGGACGUGAAUGCACUCACACCACCACCGCCAAAACCCCCGGAUCAUUGCCGUCGUUCCUGCUCGCUGUUGGCGAUAUUCUAUAGCCGUGUAUUUGUGGUACUGCUGGUAGUCGUCGACGUCAUUCUGCCCCAUCGAUUCAUCCACUAUCAGCAAACUCUCUAUCUGCUGCUCUGGUACUAUUCGAGGACUGCUUUAUUGGAAAUCAAGCACAAACGGGACUCUGGUGUGAUGAUGCUAGCAAAUUCGCCCAGCACAUCUUCUUCACCAGAAGCAUCUGAAGAGCUGAGCAUCUUUAAAAUUGGCCCAGACGACGCAGAUGUUGGCGAAGCUGAGCGUCUCAUGUAUAAUGCUAUCUCUAGCUACUCUAGUCUCAGCAGUCCUCAAGUAAGCCGCAAACGAAAGAAAACAAAGCUGGUUGAGCGGGUGUUCCGACCCAUAUCAGAUGAUUGGUUCUACUUACUUCUCCUUGGGGCAUCCACUGCUUUGUGUUCGUUGACAAUGGAAUUUGCCAUCGAGCGGUUGGCAGAAUGGCAAAUUGCUAUGUACGAUAGAGCAGCACUUAUCGAAGCAAAGAAUCAUUAUGCAUAUACUUUUUUCGUGUGGACUGGUUAUGCAGUAUUCUUAGUGGUUUGCUCGGCCGCGUUUGCUCAUUAUUUCUCCCCUCAAGCUAUAGGAUCAGGAAUUCCUGAAAUGAAGACUAUCAUGCGCGGCUUUGUGUUAAAAGAAUACCUCUCACUGAGAACACUCGUCUGCAAAAUGAUAGGACUUACACUUUCUUUGGGUAGCGGACUGCCAUUAGGAAAAGAGGGUCCAUUCGUUCACGUCUCUUCUGCAGUUGCGAGUCAACUUUCACGUUUCAUGAUUGGUGAAGAAGGAGCUUAUGCCAAUGAAUCGAGAUCGCAAGAGCUGCUUGCAGCUGGAUGCGCUGUUGGCGUUGCGUGCACCUUUAGUACACCCAUUGGAGGCGUUUUAUUUUCUAUAGAGGUUACCUCUGCAUAUUUUGCUGUCAGAAAUUAUUGGAGAGGAUUCAUAGCUGCUCUUUGUGCUGCAACAACGUUUCGGAUAGUCCGGCUGAUUGCGAAGUCUUCGGAAGUAACCGUGAUGGCCUAUGGUCAGACUCGAUUUCCUGAUGAGUCAUAUUUUCCCGAGGAGAUUCCUGUGUUUGCCUUUGUGGGAUUGCUAUGUGGUCUUGGUGGAGCACUUUUCAUAAAGUGUCACAGGUCUUUGGUUUUGUUUCUAACAAAAUCACGCUUGUGCAAAGCAUUUAUGGCGAAGCACUGGCUUCUCUAUCCGCUAUCUAUGUCUUUUGUCGCAGCUUCUAUCACUUAUCCAAAAGGUUUAGGACAGUUCUUAUCAGGAAGACAUAGAUUUUCACAAACGUUGCUGAUGUUUCUCUCAAAUUGCACCUGGUCCGCUGGCCCAGGCCGUGUUGAAUCCUGUGCUACAGGGUUUCUGGAUCAGUGGAAUGGCAGUGGCACAAAUAGUGUUUGCAUCACUCUUUUAUUCUUCACUGUUACUUUCUUCGUGCUAUCGAUGGUGGGGUCAACACUGCCUAUUCCAGCUGGUAUAUUCAUGCCUGUAUUUGUAAUAGGAGCUUCGUUCGGGCGUUUGGUCGGCGAAACAAUGGCGAUACUUUUUCCGGAUGGCAUACGCUCCAAUUACACCCUGUUAAUACAUCCUGGAGUCUAUGGAGUUGUAGGUGCUGCUUCGUUUUGCGGAGCCGUCACGCAUACAAUCUCUGUUGCCGUUAUCGUCUUUGAAUUCACUGGCCAGCUCAUGCACAUUUUACCAGUCAUGAUUGCAGUCAUCGUCGCCAACGUUGUAUGCUCAUACUUCCAACCUUCAAUCUACGAUAGUAUCAUAAUAAUUAAAGAGCUGCCUUAUCUUCCGGAAGUCUCUCACUGCUCUCCAGACUUCCACUCGAUUGUCGCAGAACAGAUAAUGGUUACCGAUCUGAAGUACAUAUGGAAAGACAUGACUUAUUUUGAAAUGAAAUCCAUGAUAGAGUCCAACCGUCGACUCAAGUCAUUUCCUGUAGUACUUGAUAAAGAAUCGCUGAUUCUUCUCGGAUCUGUUAGCAAAAAAGUACUGAGCGACCUAAUCGAGAAUAAAGUUGGGCCUCAAGCACGACAGCUAGAAGCCGCUCGUCGUCUUCAAACGGCAGUCGUUUCGCAAGACUGUAGAAAUCUUUCUAGCGCCUCAGUGGAAUAUCAUAAUGAAAUGGAACCCAGCAAGCACUUCUACACCCGAAAAUACUAUUCAUCCGCUCAACUGCCACUAUUAGGGAAAAGAUCGCAAAACUCAAACGCAGAGCAUUCCAAUAGUAGAUGUUCGAAACUUCUUCACUGCGUAGCGGUGGAUGGAUCUUGCAGCGAAUGCGACAAAGUUUUCAAGAAAGCUGCACGUGUCGAGAAAGAAUUGAGUAGGGUUCUAUCGGAGCAGCGGAAAACAUCCUUUACAGAUACAACGAAGAAAAUUUGCUCGGAUGUCUUGCGGCGGUCGUUAUAUCGAAUAACAUAUCCAAGGCGCAAGAAAGGAAUGUUCGACUUGUAUGGAGAAGAGCGCGCUCAAUGGGAAGUUGAGCAGCUUUCCAGUACACUUGAUCUGCUGCCCUGUCACAUGGAUCCAGCUCCAUUUCAGCUAGUUGAAAAUACGUCAAUAUUUAAGAUUCAUUCCGUAUUCUCACUUUUGGGCUUACGGCGAGCGUAUGUGACAAAGUUUGGUCGAUUGGUUGGAGUUGUAUCACUCAAAGAGUUACGAGCUGCUAUCGAAAACAUCAACAGCACACCAGCGACAAGCCUUUCCGCUGCAGACGAGGCUAACGAAGCUAUGCUGAGCGUGAACCACGUGUAAAAUUGAAUAUCACUUCCCUUUACGUGCAAUCGACACUCUCUUAGAUUUAGUAUGAUCUCUGAGAGAUUCUAGUCCUAUUUAGGAGGGUUCUCUCUAUUGUGAUACAUUGUUGUGCAGAUUUUCACUUAUUACUUGUACUUCUAUUACUUGUACGUGAAACGGUUAAUUUCUCGAGCUUGAUGCGAAUAUACG